Molecule: messenger RNA, 948 nt
Organism: Geodia barretti
Lineage: Eukaryota; Metazoa; Porifera; Demospongiae; Tetractinellida; Geodiidae
Source: the annotation of a GenBank genome assembly
AUGGACAGAGAACAACUCACGCAAGAUCUACCCGUCGGCGGCCAGGCCGUCAUCGAAGGGGUGAUGAUGCGCGUGCCCGGCAAAAUUGUCACCGCGGUGCGGGCGGCUGACCACCGGAUCGUGGUGCGCGAGGAAGCGUACGAUCCUCUAGCGCAGCGCUAUCGCCUAUUGGGUCUGCCCGUAUUGCGCGGUGCCCUCUCCUUUUUUGAAAUGAUGCUCAUCGGGCUGAAGGCCCUCAAUUUCUCAGCCGAUGUCGCCAGCCAGAAAGAGGGGCAGGUCGAGCAGCGGGAGGAGGGUUGGCGGGAGCAAUUGGCCCUGUGGGCGACGAUGGUCUUUUCCGUGGGCCUAGGCGUGGGCCUGUUCUUCUUUUUGCCGCUGCUGGCCGCCCAGCUCUUCGGCUUGCAGGAGAACGCCCUCGAAUUCAAUCUAGUGGCCGGUGCCGUGCGGGCGACGCUUUUGAUCCUCUACCUUUGGGCGAUAAGCCAGUGGCGCGAAAUCCAGCGAGUUUUUCAAUAUCACGGUGCCGAGCACAAAAGCAUCUUCACCGUAGAAGCCGGUGCCGAGCUGACGGUGGCAGCGGCGCGGGGCUUCGGCCGGCUGCACCCGCGCUGCGGAACUAGCUUCAUGCUGAUCGUCGUGCUCUUUGCGAUCCUGAUCUUCGCCGUCGUGGAUUCGCUGUUCCCGCUCGUCUUUGGGCACACGCAGAGCCUUCUUGAGCGCUUUGCCACUCAUUUUGCGGUGCUGCCCUUUAUCGCGGGGACGAGCUUUGAGUUGCUCAAGUUCUCGGGCAAGAAACGCAAUGCUCCGCUGGUCCGGUUGUUGAGUGCCCCAGGGCUGUGGUUACAGCGCAUUACGACCCGCGAGCCGGACGACGACCAGCUAGAGGUCGCCUUGUUCGCGCUGCGCCGCGCCCUAAAUGAAGAAGUCGAGGCCAAUCCAUCGUGUUAG